Molecule: messenger RNA, 8282 nt
Organism: Mus musculus (house mouse)
Lineage: Eukaryota; Metazoa; Chordata; Mammalia; Rodentia; Muridae
Gene: Ptpn13
Product: protein tyrosine phosphatase, non-receptor type 13
Exons: 48
Coding region: 351-7706 (2451 amino acids)
Cellular component (GO): cytoplasm; nucleus; cytoskeleton
Molecular function (GO): protein tyrosine phosphatase activity
Source: RefSeq, marked validated
GGAGCUGCGCGCCGUGAGGAGCUGGGCCGGGCGCGCCGCGGCGAGGGUGACACACCAUGGUCACAGUUCUCCGAGGUCUCCGCGCCGCUGCCGAGCAGCGCUCCCCGGCUCUCCCGUCCGCCUCAGCCUCCUGGACAGCGCCGCGCGCGGGCGGCCGUCGUUGAGGCGCUGCGAAGUCGCGGCGGGCGGGCGGGAGCUCGGCGGGGGUCGCCGCCCGGCGAUGCUGCUUCUGUCGCCGCCGACCCUCUCUGCGCACGCCCGAAGCAGCUCGGGGAAGAAGAGGCGGCGGCUCUCGGUGCCCGCGCGCUGCGCUCCGGUCGCCGCACCGGGGCUCCCCACGCGCCGAUAAUAUGCAUGUGUCACUGGCAGAAGCCCUGGAGGUUCGGGGUGGACCUCUGCAGGAGGAGGAAAUAUGGGCUGUAUUAAAUCAGAGUGCUGAAAGCCUGCAAGAAGUAUUUAGAAGAGUGAGCAUUGCUGACCCUGCUGCGCUGGGCUUCAUCAUCUCUCCAUGGUCGCUGCUGUUGCUGCCAUCGGGCAGUGUGUCCUUUACGGAUGAAAAUGUCUCCAAUCAGGACCUUAGAGCAUUCACCGCACCGGAGGUUCUUCAGAGCCAUUCUCUGACUUCUCUCGCAGAUGUAGAGAAGAUCCAUAUUUAUUCUCUUGGAAUGACAUUGUAUUGGGGGGCUGACCAUGAAGUACCUCAAAGCCAGCCCAUCAAGCUGGGAGACCAUCUUAAUAGCAUCCUGCUGGGCAUGUGUGAGGAUGUCAUCUAUGCUCGGGUGUCGGUUCGGACCGUCCUGGAUGCUUGCAGUGCCCACAUCAGGAACAGCAACUGCGCGCCUUCGUUUUCCUAUGUGAAACAGUUGGUAAAGCUGGUUCUGGGCAAUAUUUCUGGGACGGAUCCACUUUCCCGUAGCAGUGAACAAAAACCUGACCGGAGCCAGGCCAUUCGAGACCGACUGAGAGGAAAAGGAUUGCCCACAGGAAGAAGCUCCACUUCAGACGCACUAGACACACACGAGGCUCCACUCUCUCAGCAGACCUUUCUUAACAAAGGGCUUAGUAAGUCUAUGGGAUUUCUGUCCAUCAGAGACACACGAGAUGAGGAAGACUAUCUCAAGGAUACUCCAUCUGAUAAUAAUUCCAGGCAUGAAGAUUCUGAGACUUUCUCUUCCCCUUACCAGUUCAAAACUAGUACUCCACAGAUGGAUGCACUCUCCAAGAAGAAGACAUGGGCUUCCUCCAUGGACUUGCUCUGUGCAGCUAACAGAGACAUUUCUGGAGAGACGGGCAGGUACCAACGCUGUGACCCUGAGACAGUGACAGGACGGACGUCCAUCACUCCUAGAAAAAAAGAAGGAAGGUACUCUGAUGGAAGCAUUGCCUUGGAUAUCUUUGGCCCUCAGAAGGUGGAGCCGGUGAUCCACACCCGAGAACUGCCGACCUCCACCGCGGUAUCAAGCGCUUUGGACCGAAUUCGAGAGAGACAAAAGAAACUUCAGGUUCUGAGAGAAGCCAUGAAUGUAGAAGAGCCAGUUCGAAGAUACAAAACUUACCACAGCGAUAUCUUUAGUAUUUCCAGUGAAAGCCCAUCUGUUAUUUCCUCGGAAUCAGACUUCAGACAAGUAAGAAAAAGUGAAGCUUCCAAGAGGUUUGAAUCCAGCAGUGGUCUUCCCGGAGUAGAUGAAACUGGCCAGACACGACCAAGUAGACAAUAUGAAACAUCCCUCGAAGGCAACUUGAUCAAUCAGGACAUAAUGCUAAGGCGUCAAGAGGAAGAAAUGAUGCAGCUGCAAGCCAGGAUGGCUCUCCGACAGUCGCGGCUCAGCCUGUAUCCAGGGGACACCGUCAAAGCUUCCAUGCUCGACAUCUCUAGAGACCCCCUAAGGGAAAUGGCCCUGGAGACAGCCAUGACCCAGAGGAAGCUCAGGAAUUUCUUUGGACCUGAGUUUGUGAAGAUGACGGUUGAGCCAUUUGUAUCUUUGGAUUUGCCACGGUCUAUCCUCUCGCAGACCAAGAAGGGGAAGAGUGAGGACCAGCGGCGGAAAGUGAACAUAAGGCUCCUGAGCGGGCAGCGGCUGGAGCUCACCUGCGACACCAAGACCAUCUGCAAGGAUGUGUUCGACAUGGUGGUGGCGCACAUCGGCUUGGUGGAGCACCAUUUGUUUGCUCUCGCCACCCGCAAAGAGAAUGAAUAUUUCUUUGUUGAUCCUGACUUAAAAUUAACCAAAGUGGCCCCGGAGGGGUGGAAGGAAGAACCGAAGAGAAAGGGCAAGGCCGCCGUUGACUUUACGUUGUUUUUCCGAAUUAAAUUUUUCAUGGAUGAUGUUAGUCUGAUACAACAUGACCUCACGUGCCAUCAGUAUUACCUUCAGCUGAGGAAAGACCUUCUGGAUGAGAGGGUGCACUGUGACGACGAGGCCGCCCUGCUUCUUGCAUCCUUGGCUCUCCAGGCAGAGUAUGGAGAUUAUCAGCCAGAGGUUCAUGGCGUGUCCUACUUUCGCCUGGAACAUUACCUGCCCGCCAGGGUGAUGGAGAAGCUGGACGUGUCCUACAUUAAAGAAGAGUUACCCAAACUGCAUAACACCUAUGCAGGCGCUUCCGAGAAGGAGACAGAGCUAGAGUUCUUAAAGGUCUGCCAAAGGCUGACAGAGUAUGGAGUUCACUUUCACCGGGUACACCCUGAGAAGAAGUCACAGACAGGGAUACUGCUGGGGGUCUGUUCCAAAGGUGUGCUGGUCUUUGAGGUUCACAAUGGAGUCCGUGCCUUGGUCCUUCGCUUCCCGUGGAGGGAAACAAAAAAGAUUUCCUUUUCAAAGAAGAAAAUCACAUUACAGAACACGUCAGAUGGAAUCAAGCAUGCGUUCCAGACGGACAGCAGCAAGGCAUGCCAGUACCUGCUGCACCUGUGCUCCUCCCAGCACAAGUUCCAAUUGCAGAUGAGGGCGCGGCAGAGCAACCAGGAUGCCCAAGACAUAGAGAGAGCUUCGUUUAGGAGCCUGAACCUGCAAGCAGAGUCUGUUAGAGGAUUUAAUAUGGGCCGCGCAAUCAGCACGGGCAGUCUGGCCAGCAGCACCAUCAACAAACUUGCCGUCCGACCCCUGUCAGUUCAAGCUGAGAUUCUGAAGAGGCUGUCCAGCUCAGAGUGGUCGCUUUACCAGCCCCUGCAGAACAGUUCAAAAGAGAAGACUGACAAAGCUUCCUGGGAGGAAAAGCCUAGAGGGAUGAGCAAAUCGUAUCACGAUCUCAGUCAGGCCUCUCUCUGUCCUCACCGGAAACAGGUCAUUAACAUGGAGGCCCUCCCACAAGCCUUUGCGGAGCUGGUGGGAAAACCCUUGUACCCGAUGGCAAGAUCUGACACAGAGUCACUGGCAGGACUCCCAAAGCUUGAUAAUUCAAAGUCUGUUGCCAGUUUAAAUAGAAGCCCCGAAAGGAGGAACCAUGAAUCAGACUCAUCCACUGAAGACCCUGGCCAAGCAUAUGUUGUAGGAAUGAGUUUGCCUAGCUCUGGAAAAUCUUCAUCCCAAGUCCCCUUUAAAGACAAUGAUACACUGCACAAAAGAUGGAGCAUUGUUUCGUCACCAGAAAGGGAGAUCACACUGGUGAACCUGAAGAAAGAUCCAAAACACGGCUUAGGAUUUCAAAUUAUCGGUGGGGAAAAAAUGGGAAGACUGGAUCUAGGAGUGUUUAUCAGUGCAGUUACCCCUGGAGGACCUGCUGACCUGGAUGGAUGCUUAAAGCCUGGAGACCGUUUGAUAUCUGUGAACAGUGUGAGUCUGGAAGGGGUCAGUCACCACGCUGCAGUGGACAUUCUGCAGAAUGCACCUGAAGAUGUGACACUUGUCAUCUCCCAGCCAAAAGAAAAACCGUCCAAAGUGCCUUCUACUCCUGUUCAUUUUGCCAAUGGGAUGAAAAGCUACACAAAGAAACCGGCAUACAUGCAGGACAGUGCUAUGGACCCAUCAGAGGACCAGCCCUGGCCACGGGGUACUCUGAGGCACAUCCCAGAGAGUCCCUUCGGGCUGUCUGGGGGCCUGCGGGAGGGAAGCCUCAGUUCCCAAGAUUCCAGGACUGAAAGUGCCAGCCUAUCCCAGAGCCAAGUCAACGGCUUCUUUGCCAGCCACUUAGGCGACAGAGGCUGGCAGGAACCACAGCAUAGCAGCCCAUCGCCAUCUGUGACAACCAAGGUCAACGAGAAGACCUUCUCCGACAGUAACCGAAGCAAGGCCAAGCGGCGAGGCAUCUCCGAUUUGAUUGAACACCUCGACUGUGCUGAUUCCGACAAAGACGAUUCCACUUACACCAGCAGUCAAGACCAUCAAACGUCAAAACAGGAACCUUCCUCCUCACUGAGUACAUCGAACAAAACGAGCUUUCCAACCUCGUCUGCGUCACCUCCUAAGCCCGGAGACACGUUUGAGGUUGAGCUGGCUAAAACUGAUGGCAGCCUGGGGAUAAGUGUCACGGGAGGUGUGAAUACCAGCGUCCGACAUGGUGGUAUUUAUGUGAAAGCCAUUAUUCCCAAAGGAGCGGCAGAGUCAGAUGGCAGAAUUCACAAAGGUGAUCGUGUGCUGGCUGUUAAUGGAGUCAGUCUGGAAGGAGCUACCCACAAGCAAGCUGUGGAAACGUUAAGAAACACAGGGCAGGUGGUCCAUCUGUUGUUAGAAAAGGGGCAGGUGCCAACAUCUAGGGAACGGGAUCCUGCAGGCCCACAGAGCCCCCCUCCAGACCAAGACGCCCAAAGACAAGCCCCGGAAAAGGUGGCGAAGCAAACACCCCAUGUCAAAGACUACAGCUUUGUUACUGAAGAUAAUACAUUUGAGGUCAAGCUGUUUAAAAAUAGCUCAGGCCUUGGAUUCAGUUUUUCUCGGGAAGAUAAUCUUAUACCAGAACAAAUAAAUGGCAGCAUAGUAAGGGUUAAAAAGCUCUUCCCUGGACAGCCGGCAGCAGAAAGUGGGAAAAUCGAUGUUGGAGAUGUUAUAUUGAAAGUUAACGGAGCCCCCUUGAAGGGACUGUCUCAGCAGGACGUCAUCUCUGCUCUCAGGGGAACAGCUCCAGAAGUGUCCUUGCUUCUCUGCAGACCGGCACCUGGUGUGCUACCAGAAAUCGAUACUACAUUUUUGAACCCACUCUACUCUCCAGCAAACUCAUUUCUAAACAGCAGUAAAGAGACUUCGCAGCCAUCAUCCUCAGUAGAGCAGGGUGCCAGCUCGGACGACAAUGGGGUGUCUGGCAAAACCAAGAACCAUUGCAGGGCUCCAUCCAGGAGAGAGAGUUACAGCGACCACAGCGAGAGUGGAGAGGAUGACUCCGUGAGAGCACCAGCCAAGAUGCCAAAUGUGACCCGAGUGGCAGCCUUUCCACACGAAGCACCGAGAAGCCAGGAAGAGUCCAUAUGUGCCAUGUUUUACCUCCCUCGGAAAAUACCCGGAAAGCUGGAGUCCGAGAGCAGCCAUCCUCCUCCACUGGACGUGAGCCCUGGACAGACGUGCCAGCCCCCGGCAGAGUGUGCUCCGUCUGACGCCACUGGCAAACACUUUACACAUCUUGCCUCUCAGCUGAGCAAAGAGGAAAACAUAACAACCUUGAAAAAUGACUUGGGAAACCACCUUGAGGAUUCUGAGCUGGAAGUAGAGCUUCUCAUUACCCUGGUUAAAUCAGAAAAAGGAAGUCUGGGCUUUACAGUAACCAAAGGCAGUCAGAGUAUUGGUUGUUAUGUCCAUGAUGUCAUACAGGAUCCAGCCAAAGGUGACGGAAGGCUAAAGGCUGGAGACCGGCUUAUAAAGGUUAAUGAUACAGACGUUACAAACAUGACCCACACAGAUGCAGUGAAUCUGCUGCGAGCCGCACCCAAAACAGUCAGAUUAGUUCUUGGGCGGAUUCUGGAGUUACCCAGGAUGCCAGUAUUUCCCCAUCUGCUGCCCGACAUUACAGUCACAUGCCACGGAGAGGAGUUAGGAUUUUCCCUGUCUGGAGGUCAAGGCAGUCCACAUGGAGUGGUGUAUAUUAGUGAUAUCAACCCAAGGUCAGCUGCAGCUGUUGACGGUAGUCUCCAGCUAUUAGACAUCAUCCAUUAUGUGAACGGAGUCAGCACACAAGGAAUGACCUUGGAAGAUGCAAACAGGGCAUUGGACCUGUCACUUCCUUCAGUGGUGCUGAAAGUAACAAGAGACGGUUGUCCAGUGGUGCCUACAACAAGAGCUGCCAUUUCUGCGCCCAGGUUCACCAAAGCCAACGGCCUAACCAGCAUGGAGCCUUCUGGACAGCCUGCACUCAUGCCCAAGAACUCCUUCUCCAAGGUUAACGGGGAAGGAGUACAUGAAGCUGUGUGCCCUGCAGGAGAAGGCUCGUCUUCUCAGAUGAAGGAGUCAGCAGGCCUGACUGAAACCAAAGAAUCUAACUCCCGGGAUGAUGACAUCUAUGAUGAUCCUCAAGAAGCUGAAGUUAUCCAGUCCUUGCUGGAUGUUGUGGACGAGGAAGCACAGAACCUCUUAAACCAGAGGCAUGCCACCAGAAGAGCCUGUUCUCCAGAUCCACUGAGGACGAAUGGGGAGGCACCAGAAGAAGGAGAUACCGACUAUGAUGGGUCUCCGCUACCUGAGGACGUCCCUGAGUCAGUGAGCAGCGGAGAAGGAAAAGUAGACCUUGCAAGCUUAACUGCAGCAUCACAAGAAGAGAAGCCCAUCGAAGAGGACGCCACGCAGGAAAGCAGAAACUCGACAACGGAGACAACAGACGGUGAAGAUUCCAGCAAAGAUCCCCCCUUUCUGACGAAUGAGGAGCUGGCAGCCCUGCCGGUGGUCAGAGUCCCUCCCUCUGGCAAGUACACGGGCACACAGCUGCAGGCCACCAUCCGCACGCUGCAGGGCUUGCUCGACCAAGGGAUCCCUUCUAAGGAGCUGGAGAACCUUCAAGAAUUAAAACCUUUGGAUCAGUGUCUGAUUGGACAGACAAAGGAAAACCGCAGGAAGAACAGAUACAAAAAUAUCCUUCCCUAUGACACCACAAGAGUGCCUCUUGGAGAUGAAGGUGGAUACAUCAAUGCCAGUUUCAUCAGGAUCCCGGUGGGGACCCAGGAAUUCGUGUACAUUGCCUGCCAGGGGCCGUUGCCCACCACUGUGGGGGAUUUUUGGCAGAUGGUUUGGGAGCAGAACUCCACGGUGAUAGCAAUGAUGACGCAGGAGGUGGAAGGAGAAAAGAUCAAAUGCCAGCGGUACUGGCCAAGCAUCCUGGGCACAACCACCAUGGCCAACGAGAGGCUGCGCCUGGCCCUCCUGAGGAUGCAGCAGCUGAAGGGCUUCAUCGUGCGGGUGAUGGCCCUGGAGGAUAUUCAGACAGGGGAGGUGCGACAUAUUUCUCAUCUGAAUUUCACUGCCUGGCCAGACCACGAUACACCGUCGCAGCCAGACGACCUGCUCACAUUCAUCUCCUACAUGAGACACAUCCGUAGGUCGGGCCCAGUCAUCACACACUGCAGCGCUGGCAUUGGACGCUCAGGAACCCUCAUUUGCAUAGACGUGGUCCUAGGCUUAAUCAGCCAGGAUCUGGAAUUCGACAUCUCUGACCUAGUGCGCUGCAUGAGGCUUCAGAGGCACGGCAUGGUGCAGACCGAGGGUCAGUAUGUCUUCUGCUAUCAAGUCAUCCUCUAUGUCCUGACUCAUCUUCAGGCUGAAGAGCAGAAGGCACAGCCAGGGCUCCCACAGUGAUGCAGAGCAGCCUCCAAAGGCUCCCUCCCUUCCUGCAUCCAGCCGACUCCUGCUCUCCACUCUUGAGAGCAGCAAGGCCAAGCAAGCAGCACCGUGAAGCUUAGUCCCUCCUGCUUGAAGGACAGGCGUUCCCGUCAGAUACGGACGUCAAGAUGCUGUGUUUUUACAGCCACUUCAACCACUGAUGGUCAUUAAAACUCCUUUUUCACUAACUGAACCAGCAGGUCUUAGGGCUGGAGACAGCAUUUGAUCAUAGUGGACGUUGUUACAAAGACACACUGAGUCUAUUUUUAAUGUACCAAAUCCUGUUUAUAGCAAAAAUUUUCCAGUAUUUUAAUAAAGUAGAUUUAUUUUAUAGGGGAUACUUGAAGCCAGUAUUUAAGCUUUUAAUGACAGUAAUAUUGGCAUAGAAGACGAACUAGCAAUGUUUACUGUAUCCAUUUCUAAUGUUUACUAUAUAUAAUUUCCUGUAAUAUAUUUAUAUACUUUUCAUGAACAUGGAGUUACCAGAUACCGUUUGUACCUGUGUCAUCUCACUUUGUAAAUAAAACUACACCUUAAAACAUAGACAACCAA